GACUUUGAAGCAAUAAGUACUGAAUGCGGUAAAUUUGAACCUGCUAAUUGUACACUGAACGAUGUGGAUUAUUCUACUCCUCUUACUUCUCUUACUUGUAAAGAUAUCGAUACUUUUUCUUUCGGCAACUCUGGAUGCAUUUUAGAAGAUAAAUUAAUGUCUAAUGCAUUUAAUUGUUCUUAUGAGAUUGUUGUGACAACUGCUCUUUUGAAUAAUAACAAUCCUUCUAUCGACCCUGCAUAUCUUUCAAGUAAUGAAGAAAUGA
Molecule: messenger RNA, 265 nt
Organism: Racocetra persica
Lineage: Eukaryota; Fungi; Glomeromycota; Glomeromycetes; Diversisporales; Gigasporaceae
Source: the annotation of a GenBank genome assembly